Puccinia graminis f. sp. tritici CRL 75-36-700-3 is the source of this 1311-nucleotide messenger RNA. RefSeq lists its product as uncharacterized. The record is from RefSeq and is a predicted model, not a curated record. The coding region runs from base 1 to 1311 and encodes 436 amino acids. Lineage: Eukaryota; Fungi; Basidiomycota; Pucciniomycetes; Pucciniales; Pucciniaceae. The transcript has 6 exons.
AUGUCACUUGCGGUCAAGAUCAUCCGCCGCAAUCAUCUCCAUUACGCAAUCAUCUCCAUUAAGGAAGUUUGGAUGAAGCAGAGCCGACCUUCAGGCCAGCACGCUUUAGUUACAACAAGAGUAGCUAGGUAUGUGUGCUGGAAUCUGGGUUUCGCUGGUCGUCUUUAUAAGCGCUCCAGUCCAGACCCAGAUCAAACAAUCCCCAAGCAACAUCCUACACCCAUUGAUAUAUUCGAACAUCAAGUUACUCAGAAACACUUCAGAGAUACAUUUGACUCUAGUACUAUGUCGAACUCUAAGCAAAAUCAAGAGAAGCCGAUGGUUGGAGACGACCAAUUUGGCCCUGCGAUGGCACAAAUGCCACCAUCCGAGAAGGGAAUCGAAGCACCCUAUCCGCUCGAUGAUCCACGCAUGAGCGAGCAGUUAACCUUCUACAAAGCGGCAACUGGCAUUCAAGACUCUGAGAAAUUGAAGGCUCAUAUCCUUGAGAUUCGAGCCGAAGGUUGCAAAACUUUCCCCUUUCCAUGUAUCUUGUGCUUUUAUUUCUUGCAGGGUAUGAUAGCUCGUCACCCAUUUUAUCACAAUGUGCGCAAGGAAAUUGAAAAGAAGUCAAACAACCGCAAGAUCUUCCUUGACAUUGGUGCUGGUAUGGGGACCGAUUUGAGACAGACUAUCUACUAUGGAUGGAACCGUGACGAUGUGAUAGGCGUGGACGUCGCUAGCGAGUGGAAACCUCUGGGAUAUAAACUCUUUAGAGACUCGGACCGCCCCAUCCCGUAUUUCUUGGGAAACGUCCUCGAACCCGAAGUCUUGGAUGUGAAAAGUUCCGCCAAGGUCGACCACGCGAAAAUUGAUCUUCAUUCAUUGAAAGACCUUAACCCUUUGAAGGGCGCAGCCAGGUUCAUCACCUUGAACCAACUCUUCCAUUUCUUUGAUGAAGCUGGACAGAGGAAAUUGGCGGAGCGUUGCGCGUUGUUGCUGUCCGAUGAAGCCGGCAGUACCAUCUUUGGCAUGCACAUUGGCGGUGUCAAAAAAGGGCUUGAAAGUCACAAGUCCGUAUCUUUCCCUAAUUUUUGCCUCAAGAGUACCAGUUUAACUAAUGAAAACAACUUAUCUGCCAUUGCUUCAAAUGAAAGGAUGUAUGUCCACUCUCCCGAAACCUGGAAAGAGUUAUGGGAAUCGAUCUUCGCCCCACGAAAAGUGAAGCUGGUUUCUGAGCUCGUGGACGUUGGCCCAGAAGCACAUCUCAUCCCACUCUUCCCAGGCUGCAGUUCCAUGCAACGCCUCUACUGGUCUGUUACCCUCGUCUGA